CUUCUCCUAUUCUUUCGAUCACUUGCCACGGUCUCAACUAUGUCUCGCCGUGUAUUAUUCUCUCUUCUCGCGCCGCUACUUGUCAACGCCGCACUGCUACCGAGAGGUGGUGAUGUUGCGGUCGGCGACAAAUGGAAGAACCACAACGAUGUCAAGCCUCUUCCUGCGCUUCCGGAUGACGACAUCAUGGGUGAUUUAGAAGUCCAAUACUCACCAUUUCUUUUCUCCUGGCAUGGAUGCAUCCCUUAUGCCGCUGUGGACGCCGAUGGCUACGCUGGUUCUGGACUAAAGCCCACUGGCAAGUCUGGUGACGAUUGCCGCGACUUUGGACAGUCUGGUCAAACUUACGCGAGAGUUGGAGAGUCCCACGACCGCUGGGCCAUUAUGUACAGCUACUAUCUUCCCAAGGUCAUGGGCAGCGACGAGCAGCAUCGUCACCACUGGCUCACAGCCGUGGUCUGGCUCGCCUAUGACAAGUGCCCAGAUGAACUCAGGAAUUUCUCUCCUCGUGGAAUCAGUUAUUCGACAAGCCCUGGCGCAUUCGACACGAAGCGCACUAACACACUUUACGUCGCAAAGAACGGUGCUGGACUAGCGACUCACCCUGUAGUUACCUACGAUGCCGGCCAGAUCCUUUUCCCCUCUGAUGUCGGGCCCAAUGGUGCCUUGAGCCCGCCCCUGAUCGGCUGGGGUCGCUUGCCUCAGCUCGCCAAGGACCAGUUCAACGGAAUCCAAUACGAGCACACCAAGGUUCCAUUCAGCGACGCCAACUUCCAAAGCUACCUCGACGCAGCUUACGACGACGCCUUUUUCGUCGGCGUGUCGGAUGUGAUGGACUGUCAAUCUUCGAGUCCAUCUCCGACCGAC
This is a messenger RNA of Colletotrichum phormii, 867 nucleotides long. RefSeq names its product necrosis inducing protein-domain-containing protein. The annotation marks the transcript as partial. The record is from RefSeq and is a predicted model, not a curated record. Lineage: Eukaryota; Fungi; Ascomycota; Sordariomycetes; Glomerellales; Glomerellaceae. The transcript is spliced from 2 exons.